Molecule: messenger RNA, 1686 nt
Organism: Fusarium pseudograminearum CS3096
Lineage: Eukaryota; Fungi; Ascomycota; Sordariomycetes; Hypocreales; Nectriaceae
Exons: 2
Coding region: 1-1686 (561 amino acids)
Molecular function (GO): N,N-dimethylaniline monooxygenase activity; NADP binding; flavin adenine dinucleotide binding
Source: RefSeq, a predicted model, not a curated record
AUGUCGAAAUUGAACGGUACCAACGGUGUCAAUGGUUACAUCUCGGACAAUUGGGUCCCCGCCAAGGACUGUCCUCUCGGGAAUCCACGGAAGCUCAAGGUUGUUUGCGUCGGUGCUGGAUACGCUGGGCUAAUGCUGUCGUAUCAGUACAAGUAUGGAGAUCAAUCUCUGGAUCGAUUUAUGGAUCUCAAAAUCUAUGAAAAGAAUGCCGAUGUGGGGGGCACUUGGUUCGUCAACAAGUACCCUGGAGUCGCAUGUGAUGUCCCUGCACACAUCUACACAUUCCCUUUCGAACCCAAUCCAUCAUGGAGUUGCUUCUACGCCUCGGGUCCUGAGAUUUGGAGAUACAUCAAGAAGACUUCGGACAAAUAUGAACUAGCCAAGCCCGUCGAGUUCAACUCUGAGCUGGUUUCCUCGACAUGGGAUGAUGAAGCUGGCAAGUGGCGCCUCGAAAUCCGGCAACAGAAUGGAUCUGCUCUCAUCAAGGACGAAGCCGACAUAUUAAUCAAUGCAACUGGUUUCCUCAGCAAGUGGAAUUGGCCAACAAUCCCUGGUCUCGACAAAUUCAAGGGAAAACUCAUGCACACCGCCGACUGGGAUACAAGCUUGGACUGGUCAGGCAAGACAGUCGGUAUCAUUGGUAAUGGAUCUUCAGCAGUCCAACUACUUCCUCAGAUGCAGCGCACAGCAGCCAAGAUUGUCAACCUUGUUCGAAGUCCUCUCUGGGUAUCAAGCACAUUCGUCGCCGAGUUCACACCAGAGGGCAAAAACUUUACCUACACAGUUGAAGAGAUUCAGACCUUCAAGGACAAGCCUGAAAAGUUGCUCGAGCUAAGAAAAGGCAUCGAAAGUUCAAUGAACAAGCUUUUCCGGGUAUUGGUCAAGGAUAGCCCUGAACAGGUGGCGGCCUUUCAAUUUUUCAAGGAUAAGAUGGAGAAAGGUCUCAACUAUGACCCUUACCUAUGCGCUAAACUUGUUCCGACCUUUGAGGUGGGAUGCCGUCGGCUAUCACCCGGUGACAACUAUCUGGAAGCCAUACAGAAGGAUAACGUUACACUUGAGUUUGACCCUAUCAAGGAGAUUACCGAAAGGGGUAUCACUACGUUGUCAAAGAGCCACGAGUUUGACAUCAUUAUCUAUGCAACUAGAUUCGAAGUCAGCUUCAGCCCUGGAUGGAAGGUCGUAGGUCGGAACGGUGCUUCAUUGGCAGAGCAGUGGAAAGAUGCACCUGAGGCCUACCUAGGCGUUAUGGCUGGCAACAUGCCCAACUACUUCACUAUCAACGGGCCCAAUACUCCGUUGGCGAAUGGAAGUCUUAUAGCCGCCAUGUAUUCCACGGUAGAUUACAUCGCGAGGUUGAUCCGCAAGAUGUCGACACAAGAUAUCAAAUCUAUCCAAGUGCGGCAGGAUGCGCUAGACGAUUACAAUUGCUAUAUCCAAGAGUCGCUGAAAAGGACAGUAUGGACAGGGAAUUGCAGAUCCUGGUUCAAAAAUGGCAAGGUCGAUGGCAGAGUGACAGCAAUGUACCCCGGCAGCGUGCUUCAUUUCCAGGAAAUGCUUCAAGAAUUCAGAACGGAGGACUUUGACUUUGAGCAUACUGCUAAGAAUCGUUUCCAAUUUAUGGGAAAUGGCCUGACAUUUCGAGAGACAAAUGAUGGGGAUUUAUCGUGGUAUAUGCUUAAGUAG